AUGACGGCGCCCGAGGCGGACGGUGGCAAGGAGAGCACCGUGCAGCGCCAGGCCGAGCUGCCCGUGUGGCGCAACGAGGACUGCGACCGCACCUACUUCCAGCCCAUCACGCCCACCUUCAUCUGCGCCGGCUACGCGGAGGGAGGCAAGGACGCCUGCCAGGGCGACUCGGGCGGGCCGCUGAUGCUGCGGCGCGGCGGGCGCUGGACGCAGCUGGGCAUCGUGUCCUUCGGCAACAAGUGCGGCGAGCCCGGCUACCCGGGCGUCUACACGCGCGUCUCCGAAUACGUGGACUGGAUCAAGGAGAACAUGGUGAUCUGACCGCCCUUCCGCGCUCGCUCGCCUCAGCUCUCUUCUCGGCCUGCGGCCCUUCGUGCUGUGCAUCAAAUGCGCGUUGUCCAGGGCGCAAGGCGAUAGACAGAAAAAGAGGCAUUCAUGAUUCCCAUGUGAAAGCUCAGGAAGUUACCACGAAGAGUCACCAAUAUCCCAGGUUUAACCACACAGCAAUAAAAAACGGGUGCAAUACUGUGUAAAUUCACCACACCAAAUUCACUCAAACUGACUGAAAAUGAUCAAAUCAUAUUUCAGGGAGACAUUUCAUAUUUCAGAUUCCUCUUUUAUGUUUACGAGCAAAAUGUGAAUCCUGUAACUAAAGAUAAAAAUCACUGAAGGGUAUAAAUGUGUAAAUACGAUUGUGCAGAGACAGAAGUGCCUUUUCUCAUCCUAUAAAGAUAGAAGAGAUACUUUCAAGGAAUAAUAGUGAAAAGUCUGUAGUUGCAGUGAAAUUAUGUCUACAUGUCAGAAUUAUCUGCAGUAUUUUAGGGUAAUGCGCCCUAAUGAUGUACCAACCUGCUAACUGGGCUCAUUUACAUUCAGCAAUGCAACUACUUCUUCGGUAGUACCAUACUUGACUUCCAAUGAUCCUGCGGAUCCGUAGGCAAGAAAUACUUCGUAUACCUAAGGAAUCCCAUGCAUCAUCCAGAACUUUCCUUGUACUUAUAAUUCGUAGAACAUAGUUGUGAAUUUUUCGGAAUCCUCAGAACUUUCUGUUGCAACUAGAAAUUAAGCGAAUAUAAAGUUUAAAAGCGAUUGUAAGAUUGUUUGCCAUACAGAUACAUGCAAGGUGUUAGAGUACCAACACAUGUAUCAAAACAUUUUAGUAUCACUAUUAUUAUUAUUGUUAAUAUAAGUAUUUGAAAAGAAAAUGUACAUUUAAAAAAUGUAAAUAUUUAUUCAAGAUUAAAUAUUUAUUUGAAAUAAAUUUUCUUAUUUCUGAG
Molecule: messenger RNA, 1277 nt
Organism: Gryllus bimaculatus (two-spotted cricket)
Lineage: Eukaryota; Metazoa; Arthropoda; Insecta; Orthoptera; Gryllidae
Source: the annotation of a GenBank genome assembly